ACUCGGAUAUUUCGACAUAUAUUAAAAAACGCUUGAAGUGAGCGCACGUAUUUUUUUCCUCAACUGGAACAAAAAUAUUGAAAAAGGAAAUUUUCAUUAAGAAUACAUAAGUCAAAAAAAGCUUGCGACGUCGCGUAGUCCAACAUUACAUAUUUACAUAUAUUUUUAUAAACUAGUGGUGUGUGCUAUAGGAAAAGAGCGGAAAUUUUUCUAAAUUUAUAUAAAAUAUAUAUCUAUAUAUAGACAUAUUCGUAUACAUUUUCUUUAAGAGGAAAAGUUAUUGCUAAAAAACAUGAACGGAGCAAACUUAGAUGGCACAGCCGGUGAAGAUGAAAAAUCACGACCUGAGCAAAAAUCUAAGCAAAUUCGUGUGUGGUGUGAUGGUUGUUAUGAUAUGGUUCAUUUCGGUCAUGCAAACUCUUUAAGACAAGCCAAGGCUCUUGGUGAUGAAGUAAUUGUGGGUAUUCAUACAGAUGAAGAGAUUACAAAACAUAAAGGGCCGCCAGUAUUUACAGAAGAAGAACGUGUUAAAAUGGUUAAAGGAAUUAAAUGGGUCGACGAGGUUGUCUUAGGUGCACCUUAUGUAACUACAUUAGAGGUAUUAGAUGAACAUAAUUGUGAUUUUUGCGUGCAUGGAGAUGACAUAACCAUGACCGCUGAAGGAGUGGAUACAUAUCACCUAGUUAAGAAAGCUAAUCGUUACAAGGAAGUAAAACGCACCGCUGGUGUAUCUACGACUGAUUUAGUGGGCCGCAUGCUUUUAUUAACUAAAAAUCAUUUUCGCCAAGGUUCCGCAGAGUAUGCUAUAGAAAAAGAAGGUUCCUCAAAUAUGGGUCAAGAUUCAGCUGCCAAAUCGCCAUGGACUGGUUGCAGUCAAUUCUUGCCGACCACACAGAAAAUUAUUCAAUUUAGUGAUGGCAAAGCACCUAAACCGGGGGAUAAAAUUGUAUAUGUUGCUGGCGCUUUCGAUUUAUUCCAUGUCGGACAUUUGGACUUCCUGGAGAAAGCUCGACAAUUGGGCGAUUAUUUAAUUGUUGGUCUGCACACAGAUCCAGUUGUCAACUCAUACAAAGGCAGUAAUUACCCCAUAAUGAAUUUACAUGAACGGGUUCUAAGUGUAUUGGCCUGCAAGUACGUUAAUGAGGUUGUUAUCGGUGCACCGUAUUGCGUUACCGAUGAACUCUUGGAUCAUUUCAAAGUCGAUGUAGUCUGUCAUGGCCAGACGCAAAUCACUUUAGAGGAUGGAAAAAUUGAUCCUUAUGCGUUGCCGAAGACUAGAGGUACGUUCACAUUAAUCGAUUCAAGCAACAGCAUGACCACGGAGCGUAUUGUGGAGCGUAUUAUAUCACAUCGUCUCGAUUAUGAGCAACGUAAUAAAGCCAAAGAAAAGAAAGAAAUCGAAGUUUACGAAGCACUGCAACGUGCUAAAAUAACACAAAAAGCUGGCUAAUAUGCAAUUGUCAGUGUGGAUAAAUCGGUACCUGACGACGAAAACAACUCGAGU
Molecule: messenger RNA, 1504 nt
Organism: Glossina fuscipes
Lineage: Eukaryota; Metazoa; Arthropoda; Insecta; Diptera; Glossinidae
Gene: Pect
Product: ethanolamine-phosphate cytidylyltransferase
Exons: 7
Coding region: 293-1450 (385 amino acids)
Biological process (GO): phosphatidylethanolamine biosynthetic process
Cellular component (GO): cytoplasm
Molecular function (GO): ethanolamine-phosphate cytidylyltransferase activity
Source: RefSeq, a predicted model, not a curated record